Molecule: messenger RNA, 2195 nt
Organism: Drosophila guanche
Lineage: Eukaryota; Metazoa; Arthropoda; Insecta; Diptera; Drosophilidae
Gene: rogdi
Product: protein rogdi
Exons: 8
Coding region: 138-1157 (339 amino acids)
Cellular component (GO): RAVE complex
Source: RefSeq, a predicted model, not a curated record
UUCCCCCGAGCAACACACACCCCGCAGUGCCUUUGACAUUGUCUUGUCUCGUGACAAAUUCGAGUGAAUGUGGGUACGCGCCACCAGUGUUUGCAAUUGAUAAAGAAGCAGCAGGAUCAACCAUCCAUCCAUCCAACAUGCCGCAGAGCCCCACAACGAAUUGGUCGUUCCAGCCGCUCCACCGCCAGCGCAGUGGCAGCGGGUAUCACCAGCAUGUCCUGAACACUGUGCCGGAGACGGCUCUGCUGACGACGCCCCCGCCAAUCCGCAAGCCGCUCACAAUACAAAUUGCUGGCGUUGCUGAGAACAAACGAAGAUACAUCCCAGCGCGGAAAAAGCCGAAGAGCGCAAUGAAAAUGCUCGUGGACACGGAGCGGGAGGAGGCCCUGAAUCUGCAAAUUGAAUUCGAAUGGGUGCUGCGGCAAGAAGUACACGCGAUAUUGAAACAACUGCGAGCCAUUCUGGUGGAGUGUGCGCAUCGAUUUCCAGUGCCGCUCUACGAAAACGAGGGAAAGAAGACUGAAAAGUUCAUACUCACCGUGUCGCCCGAUCAGCUGAAGGCGGUCCUAACCCUAACGGGCGAUGCCAUAACACAGGCGGAUAUUAGCUUUAAGCUGUGCAAAGCUCCAAGCCAAACGCAACGUACCUCAAUCACACAAGACUCGCCGUGGAAGCUGCAGCAGGUUCAGGAUGCCGCUAAUCAUCUACAGACAGCAAUCAAUCACAUUGACGACGUUGAUGAUUCUUAUCACUUCAAAACCUCCGACGAAGUGCUGCAUGUGAUAGGCAACAUUCUCGAUGCGCUGCAGCGGGGCCGCACCAGCCUGCUGGUGCCCAAGAAGAAGCCCAUCGACGAGCUUAUCAAGGGGCGUAACAUGAAGUCGCUGGUGCCCAACCUGCCCGAGGAUCUGGCCGUCAGCUUUUAUCUGCAAAGCCACAAGCUCAUUAUUGCCGUCUAUCAGCUGCUGAACAACCAGGGCACGAUGCGGUUCGAUUCCCGGCAGGCGGAAGCCUCUGUCCAGUGGCUCAACGAUGUGCUGCUGCUGCUGAUGAAUGGCCAGAAACUGUGCCAGCAAUUAAAAGACAAGAUUUCUGUGUUUUCGGUGUAUAAAGAUUUCACAGUCGGCUCCCGCUCGCCCUCGGCAUUGUCGUACUGAAUUGCAGCCUGGCAAACUGGCAGAAAGGAUAGCAGACAGGAUAGGAUGGAUACCCUGGAUACCCUAUCCGAUAACUGUGGUGGAAUCGUCGGCGACAAAAAACAAUAACAACAAUAAUAGCUAAUAAAGAAUCGUACGUGUAAUAGCAAAGUAAAUAAUGUUAGUUGAAAAGUUGCUACUGGAAAAGGCACACCCAUACCCAUAAUGCCCAUGCGUACUAAAUACCACAUAUGUACUUCUAUAUACACGACAACGUUAUACACAUAUUAUACAGCUAGUUUAAUAUAUACACAAUCAGCAUUCAUGUUAUAAUACCAUUACUAUUACCCUAUACCAUAUAUAGCUAUAUAGAACUUGAGUUGAGUUCCAAAUUCAUCGCUUCACGUCACUCCAAUUAUGCAUCAAAAUGCAUCUAAAUAGCAUUAGAAUGAUACAUGAAAAACUGAGAUGUGUUUUUUUGUAUGUGUAACUAUUGAAAUUGAUAGAUAAUUAUAGUUUAUUCGUAUGUGUAAUCUGUAAUCUGUAAUCUGUAAUCAGUGUAAUCUAAUGUUAAUGUACUACCCCACUAUUUAUGUUUGUCCGUGCAAUGUAAUCAAUGUCAGCAGCAGUCAAUCCAUACAGUCAGACCUACAGUACUUAAAAGUUGUGCAGUACUUAAGGGGAAGUUACUUAUCUACAAUUAAAUACAUACAAACAUACAUAUAUUGCAUAUAUGAACUUACAUUUACAUUGGCAUUUACAUGAUAUUGUUGUAAUAAACCAAAUCGAAAUGUGAACAGAAUUUUUAAUUGUACUAAACACCGUUUUGUAUUCGUAUUUGUAAUCGUAAACGUAAAUGUGAACGUAACCGUAUUCCGUAUACCUGUUGUAUAUCUGUUCGUUAAUGGUUAAGUGCACCUAAUCCUAAAACAAAACCUAAAAAACUCUAUUCCUAAAUCGUAAUUCAAAGUCAUUUGUAUCGACGGCCUUUUACUUCUCGUUAACCCUAACGUUUGUAAACCUCAAAAGUUUGUUAAUAGAGAAACGCAACGAAAACAA